CUGGGGAGCCCCUGCAUGGGAAAAACUCCCCACUGAAUGGUUUGCAGGCUUUUGCUGUUUAAAUCACCCCUUGCACAUGGGGUGUACUGCUUUUAGUGAGUCCAUCUCCUGCUGCCCCAUUCCCUGAAGAGUUAAACCAUGAUUUAAGCUUUUUCUGAGAAAAUGGUGAAAGAAUUCCCACCCUGGAUUCCAGACAAGUGACUCCAGGAGCUGUACCACUGCCUCUCCCCUUCCUGCACCAGCCAUGGCCAAGAUGGGGUUAAAUCCAAAAGGGCAAGGAAGCCCAGUGGCCCCAGUGCAGGUAAAGGCUCUGCCCCACACAGGCAUUUUUAAAGGUAUAUCUUCUGUUCAAGAGGAGUCGAUGAGAGCAAAGCCUGCCUGCAGAACAAUUUAAAAAAUCCCCUUUUGCAGGACUCGGAAAAUGAUUGGAGGAAAAGCUCCAACAAGCAGUACAGAUAAGAAAUGUAGGUGAAAUGGUGAUUGCCACAUCUGCACAGCAUGCCUGACCUUUGUAUUCCCUGUAGCUACUAAAUUUUCCUGACUAACAUGAUUCCAGUCCUUUUCUUCACACCAUUUUCGGUGCUUCAUGUAGGACUGUCCUCCUGCCAGGCCAGAAUACAGACCCCCUGGGACCAGGGCACACCAGUCUGCAGCUCUCAUCUGCAUACACUGGCACUGCAAGGUUUCUUCCCCAGAGUUCACACCCUGACUACAAGUCCUCUUUAUCCCAUGCAUUUGCUAUCACAGCACUAUUUGGUUUUUACUUCUCUUUUUAUGGAAAAAAAUAUUAUUGUUUUUCCAUUUUCUCAAUUUCCUUUCCUAACAUUCAAAUGGUAUCACUUUGCUGCAAUUAGAUGGAAUGGGUCUCUUCAAUUUGCUGCUCCAUUCCCUGAUCUAGGUGAAUUUUCCUCAGUUGGGAUCAUGUAGGUAAACUGGGAACAGCUUCAUCUUGUAGGGUUGGAAACCUGGAGAUGUUUCUUAGGGUGAGAGAGUACACCUUGCAGGUCACUGAGCCACCCUGAGCACACCUUGUCAAAGCCAAGCCACAGGUGGGCUUGCUUAGGUGGCAUCUGUUUAUCAGCAGGGCAUUUGGAGAUAUGAAGUCUAUCACAAUAUUUGAAAAGCUCAAUAAAGGAACAGAUGGCUAGAUAGGAGAUGAUCUGACUAAUGAAAUGAGGGUUAACACUUCAAGUGAGAAACAGUUUUAAGUGGUUCUUAGCAGUUUUAACUGUAUUUAAUACAAGCCUUGGGGUGUGCAGCAGCUCCAAUGGCUGAUGCUGAAUGGUCCCUAGGCCCAUUUUCCCCACUGCUCCUCUUUCUGGGUGGGCAACCUUUCCUGCCAGGCCUCACUCCACCUUUGGAGCAGAAAGGAGCAGGACAGGAGGAAAAGGUGGCAAAUAUAGUUUCAGAAGACAUCUAUCUCCCAGAAAUGAAAGCAAACUCACAGCAAUUCCCUUUUCCUCAUCUUUAUGUACCUUUUCCUCCCCCCAAAAACCCCAGUCCAGGAUAACCACAGCCAGUCUUUAAUGGUAAUUUCAGCCUGGGAAGGACAGCAACUAGAGGGGCAUGAGGUUGCUUUGCUUUGCAGGAUGAGGGUCGUGGGAGAGGGGCUGCUCCUCCCAUGGUGUUCCAUGAAGAAACCAUUGUAGGAAAUAUCUCCAAGGACCCAGGUAACAUCACCCUUUAUGGCUGAUACCUCUGUGCAUCUCUCUUAGUUCCUGCACUGGGUGGGCUCCAACACAUGCUUGCUGUCCCCAGGCUGUGCCCUUUUUUCAAGCUGUGAUUUUUUAAAUUUGUGAUAGGUUUUUGGUGGGCCUGUCAGCAUCAUACGUUUUCCAGCACUCAGAGGGACACCAUCUGCUCAAAAAGGAGCUGUGAACAAAAUGUCUCAGACACUCAGAGUUUACCAAAAAUGCAAUUGCCUUAAAAUCCCAUAUGGUGCAUUGUUUCCCUUCCAGCAUUGGCUGGCAGCAGAGGUGAAGUGACUAAGGCAGUUUCUGAUUAGUUGCUGCAUUUUCCUUUCUAGCCAAAAUAGCUGGGGCCCAGCACAGUCACUUCUCACCUGUUUGACAGAAGGUUUUCUUCAGCCUCAGCUGCUGAAAGCCACAGGGUACUGGGAUUCAAAGACCUCUCCUCUAUUACUUUUAAAAUGAGCUUCCUUGACUCUUGCUGUCACAAGAAGCCUUGCAGGGAGGGAUGUGGUUAAUCCUGAUAGCUUAAGUAUAUUUUUUCCAGGCACCUGAUUUUUGGGCCUGUCUUGGUGAGAUGGAGGCAACAGCAGCUCCUUGCCCAAGGAAAGCCGUGCCUGGAAGUCACUUGUGGCUCCUACAUGUGGCAGUGCCAUGGGGCAAUGUCAGGUGCAUGCAGAGGGGCAACCUGGCCAAGAUUUUUGGAUUUUGUGGGGUUGCAAAAAAAGCAAAUGCUGCAAGGAAACAUUUAUUAGUCCAGGAUAACAUAAGAUUUGAAAUACCAAAGCAGGAGGAAUGUUAUUUCAGCUCUAAAAAUAGCCCCCUUGGCCUUUAAAGCACCGAGAAGCAUACACAGUACAUGCCUUUCUGUGGGAGCAUCUGUCCUCUCCCUUGGUGAUGCAGCCACUUUGGUAAGGGCUCCGGGGACCUGCUGGUGCAGCACUUGCUCUGAGGAUCAGCACUCUGAGGGGUUUUCAAUCCCUGGGGAUCAGAGACACGAAAUCAAUUCAGAAUGUUGCAUGAGGGCCAAAGCUGCAGGGCAAAGGAGUGUUGCUUGCUACAAGGGCAGCCUACGAAAUACUGAUAAACUGCUGAUGUAUAACUCAGCUCGGUUCUGGGGUCUGACAUGGAUUUAGGCAUCUGUCUGUUUUGUGUUGGUUCAUAAGUGAUGGCACCAGGACAAAAUUUUGACUAAGUGCUACCUAAUAUGGAUUUUAGGAAAACAAACAAGACUGUCGCUGAAUAACAUCAGUCAUCCUGACAGAGAGAGAUGGGAGGAAGAGGAAAAAGAAGUGGUAGCAUUCACAUUGACUUAAUCCCAUAAAGAUCAGACAGCGAAGCGACCCUUCCACCCCAGGAAACUAUCCCAAAUGGUUAUCACCGAGUUGUUUUGCUGGGAAUGUUCCUUGUCAAAAUUCCAUCCACAGGGAUACUUCACAGAGAUCACAAAGCCCACCACCCAGUAGGAAAGGGAAAAGGGGUGAAAGAGGCUCUUCCUGGGGUCUCUUGCAGCUGAGUGGCUGCUCCCUUGAGGCCUUUCCAAACAGCCAGCCGGACUUCAGCGCUCCCCGGGAGGGCUGCGAACACGCGGGGCUUGUGAGGCGAGCGCUGCCCGGCGCCCCCGGGCGCUCGGAGCAGAGGGCGCGCCCGGAGCCGCAGGCCGGGCAGGUGCUCCUGCUCUGGAAGGGCGGGCAGGGAAGAAGGCGGAGCAGGGAUCCUUUGGCACGGCCGCACCGGGGACAGCCCGCAGGCAGCGGCACGGCCGCGGCACCGGCACACGGGCCCGAGGGGUGCCCUGAGGGCCGGGGGGGCUGUGGCCGCCUCCCGGCAGCCCAAGCCCGGCGGUCAGAGGGACACACAGGCCCGCCGUGCUCCAGAGCCCCCGGGGGCCGCGGCGGCCGCGGGCCCGCCCGUCCGGGGCGGGGCUCGGCGGGGCGGGGGCUCGGACCGAGCCCGGACGCCGGAGUCGGAGCCGGAGUCGUCCGCAGGUGUGCAGGUCUCAACAGAGUCCAAAGACAAUCCCUGUGCCAGAGGGGGCCACUUCAGUGGGAUGACGAGAGCCAAGUCAUGGGUACUGCACAUCCAUUCCUUGAAGCUCACCCUCUGGUCCAUCACCUCGUUGCUGCUCCUCUGGGGCUUUGGUGGUUAAUACCUAAAGAGGAGGACCUCUUUCUGUGGAGGAGGUGUAAGUCCUCAGGCUGAAGAGGUUGGUGAGGGAAAACUGUCCUGAGAAACAGUGUGCUCUGCCACAGUCCCUAACAGCUCACAGGCCUUGGGUGUUUUCCCCAGGACGAGUUGCAUUUACCAAAGGAAGUGCUGCUCUGGGGACAGUAUACAUCUCUCCAAAAGGGUAAAGCUGCAAAGUGCAGUGAAGAAAGGAGCUUAUGCGUCCAAAAGGAGUGUGGUCUGGAAGCGGGGUGUGCCUGGUUCGUGCAGCGCCAAAUGCAAGACAGGCAGACACAGCCCACAGGAGUUGAGAGUCGGCGUCUCUGGCUGUAAAACAGCAGCUCAGCACUGGUUGCUAAAUGGCCUCAGGUAUGGAUGGGAAGAAAUGCAGCGUUUGGAUGUUUUUACCUCUUGUCUUUACCCUGUUUACAUCAGCUGGAUUAUGGAUAGUGUACUUUAUAGCAGUGGAAGAUAACAAAAUUCUCCCACUAAGCGUACCAGAUAGGAAACCUGGUCCCAAAAGACCGCCUUAUAUAAGUAUUGCAGGUGAUGCACCUCCUGCAAGCUGUGUGUUUAGUCAAGUCAUGAACAUGGCAGCAUUUCUAGCACUUGUUGUGGCUGUCCUGCGCUUCAUUCAGCUGAAGCCAAAGGUGCUCACCCCUUGGCUGAACAUCAGCGGCUUGGUGGCUCUGUGCUUGGCCUCUUUUGGGAUGACCCUACUCGGCAACUUUCAGCUCUCCAAUGAUGAGGAGAUCCACAACGUGGGCACAUCACUGACCUUUGGCUUUGGGACACUGGCAUGCUGGAUCCAAUCUGCCCUUACCCUCAAGAUCAACCUGAAGAAUGAGGGGCGCAAAGCUGGGAUUCCACGAGUGGCACUCUCAGCCAGCAUCACCCUCUGUGUGGUGCUCUAUUUCAUCCUUAUGGCCCAGGGCAUUCACAUGCAUGCUUCCAGGAUCCAGUGGGGCCUAGUGAUGUGCUUCCUGUGCUACUUUGGCACCUUUGCAGUGGAGUUCAGGCAUUACAGAUUUGAGAUAAUUUGUUCUGAGUACCAGGAAAACUUUCUGAGCUUUUCUGAAAGCUUAUCAGAAGCCUCUGAGUACCAGACAGAUCAGGUGUAGCCUGUCCUCUGGCAGGGGGGGAGGGGGGCAGGUGUGGUCUCAUGGGUGAAACAUGACCUCAUUCACACUUUUUUUAUGAGUUUCUUUUCAUGUGCAAUCAUGAUGGCAUUGCCAAAGGGCUCUGAGGGUGGCUGUUUCACUAAGAGCCAAACAGAGGUGUCUGCUGGAAGAGGAGUGGAUCCAUCUCAGCAGCAACGUGAGAGAGCACGAGCUGCUUAGUUUGUGCCACCCAGUGACUCUUUCUGAGUGGCUCUGUCACACUUCUGUUGCUCAAAACAUUCAGCAGCCUGUCCUUGUGAUGCCCCUCGGAGGCUGGUCCUGCUCAGCCCACCCUGCAGGGAAGGAGGUGAAGGAAGCAGACUUCUCCUAACAGCAAGAGUCUUCAGGAGCCACCUGUUCCCGAGUCACCAGACUGCAUCUUCCGUGUGUUUCCUGGGUUGUUUUCUUUGCUGCCAGCUGGGGGAGCUUGGUAAGGGGAGCAAGAGCAGCUAUUUCUUCAGAACCUGGAAUCAGACACAGAAGACCCCAGUGGAGUGGCUUUUAUGGCAAGCAGGCAGGCCUUUCUUUCAGCCUGGAAAGUGGCCGACGGUAAAUCCGUGUUUGGAAGGAACUGUGCUGUGAUCAGGAAGUGGGACUUGGCUGGUGCUGCCUUGUAGCCAGGCAGAUCAUCCCCAGGCCAGAGGGGUGACACAGUGGGAUGCUGUGCUUGGCUUCCUGGUGGGCACUGGUGGGAGUGAGGUGCUGAAUUGAGAUGAGAACAUCUGUGUGUUCUGAAGGCGACCCAGAAGAGGCUCCUUCUUCCAUGUGUAGUGCUUCCACCACACAUUGUGUAUAGUAUUGCAAAAGCUUUUUUAAUUUUUUUUUAUGUUCACUGAGGGGGAAAACAUUGUUAGAGACACCAGGCUCAUCUGCCAUGAGAACAGUACCAGUGCUUCUGGGCACAGGGUUUGGUUUUGUUCCUUGUGCAAGCCAAACUUCAGCCAUGCUGGUUUGGGCUCUGGGCCCCUCUGUGUGGCCAGCUAUCCUGAGUGGAGCCUGCUGCAGGUUUAAAUGGGCUUCCAAGGUGCCAGGAGGGAGUUCUGGCACAGAGGCUGGCUGAUCUGCCUGAGGGCUGGAGGUGUGAAAAGGGAACAGCAAAACCAGAUGGGCUUCUCCCUCCCUAAAGGGAGGUUUUCAAACAGGUCUGUUUUCAAAGGAGCUCAAAACCUGAUUUUGGGAAGGCUGCUGUAUUGCCUGGGUAGGGGAGUGAUGGGAGUUGCUUCUCAUGAACAUGGCUCCUAUUUUCCUCCAUAAACCAGGCUCAGCUUAGUUGUACAUCUUGUCUGAGCUGCAGGAAAACAAGCAGAAAUUAAAAUGGUAGGAAAAGGCACUUGAAGGGGAGCUCGUACUGCUCUGGCAUUUCUGACAGAGAGGGAAAAGGCAAAAGGGCAUUUAGUCUUUUGCAAAGGUCACAGGCCUCUCCUGAGAGGAGAAGCAGUUGAGACAAACUCUGUGUUAAGUAGAAAGCUUUCAGCCAGCCCUUUAUUUUCUGUGCACCAAAACUUGUUCUCAGGCAGCUGUUACAAAUCCAGAGGAUUUUUGGCCAACAGAGGGUUGUUGUGGAUUGCUGAAGGCUUCGUCCUUGUAGCAGUCAUGAGUGGAAAGCUUUCCCAGAAGGAUGUGCUGAGAGUGGCCAAGGACACAGCAGUGUGAGGGUGCCAGCUCCCAAGAGGCUCAUCCAGGGAUCUCCUCCUGGGCAAGGACAGGAGGGUACAGUCUGGAGAACAUACAGGUGGGAUCCUCUUGCACUGGUACACACUCAAUCCAUAUGGAGCACAAAAUAGCAAUUUGUUGUAAGGGUGUUUUACUGUAAAUAGUCCACUGUGUCUUUUUUCCCCUAAUUAAUUAAUGCUUUCAGGUUUUUAUUUUAGCUUUUGUAAUUUUAUCAAAGAAAAAAAAUAUAUGAUGAUGUGGUUA
This is a messenger RNA of Serinus canaria (Common canary), 6931 nucleotides long. RefSeq names its product transmembrane protein 150C (gene TMEM150C). The transcript has 10 exons. The record is from RefSeq and is a predicted model, not a curated record. NCBI's taxonomy places the organism in Eukaryota, Metazoa, Chordata, Aves, Passeriformes, Fringillidae. The coding region runs from base 4214 to 4975 and encodes 253 amino acids.